Molecule: messenger RNA, 189 nt
Organism: Haplochromis burtoni (Burton's mouthbrooder)
Lineage: Eukaryota; Metazoa; Chordata; Actinopteri; Cichliformes; Cichlidae
Product: voltage-dependent N-type calcium channel subunit alpha-1B-like
Biological process (GO): chemical synaptic transmission; calcium ion import across plasma membrane
Cellular component (GO): neuronal cell body; membrane; voltage-gated calcium channel complex
Molecular function (GO): high voltage-gated calcium channel activity
Source: RefSeq, a predicted model, not a curated record
GAUGAGAGAACAGCUGACUGGCCUUGUGGUAAUGAGCCCCCAGCGAGGACCUGUCCCAGUGGGAGCGAGUGUAAAGUGUACUGGACCGGACCCAACUUUGGUAUUACCAACUUCGACAACAUCCUUUUCGCAGUGCUUACAGUCUUCCAGUGCAUUACCAUGGAGGGCUGGGUGGACAUCCUUUACAGC